This is a messenger RNA of Vanrija pseudolonga, 2647 nucleotides long. RefSeq lists its product as uncharacterized. The transcript is spliced from 13 exons. Gene Ontology annotation, cellular component: nuclear pre-replicative complex; nuclear origin of replication recognition complex; DNA replication preinitiation complex. The record is from RefSeq and is a predicted model, not a curated record. Gene Ontology annotation, biological process: DNA replication; DNA replication initiation. The coding region runs from base 8 to 2647 and encodes 879 amino acids. NCBI's taxonomy places the organism in Eukaryota, Fungi, Basidiomycota, Tremellomycetes, Trichosporonales, Trichosporonaceae. Gene Ontology annotation, molecular function: DNA replication origin binding.
GCACGCAAUGGGCAACGACUUUCACUCCCUCAGUCAGGGAGUCUUUGUUGUCCCGUUUCAGCCUCCAUCAAACAAAGCUGGGCCAUCCAACUUGCAACCGCUGGACGAGAUCUACGACAAGGCGUACCAACACUUUCAAGCUGCCUACGAUUCGUAUGAAGAGCAGUUUACAGCCGAGCUGCUCGAUGGGAUCAGAUCGUGGUUGGACGAGUGCGACACCCCGCGGCCCCUCAAGGCGCCCUUCGAGGUGCAACGUCUGCACAUUGCCCUUGUCCAAGGCGUCUCGUCGGCUCUGAUCCCAGGCCUCACGUCGACGACUCGACAUGCGGUAACCGUCAACGGACGGGACGUGUCCGACCUUGCGUCGGCGACACGCGCCGUCGCGGUCGGGUUCCUCGGUGAAGCUGCAUUGGCGUCGAAGAAGGCUGGCCGGACCCCGAUGGAGGAAGUCCAGAGGUGGUGGCAGGGUUUGAACGACCGUGACCCGCUCCUCCUGCACAUCCAACAAGCCCAGCUCAUCUCUGCGACUGUUCUAUCUGAACUGAUAUACAUCAUGAACCUCUACCCCAGUCUCCCCUUCCGCCUGUUGCUGGACGUGCCCUCUGUCGGGCACUUCCUAUCGACUUGGACCUUGAUCGAGCCCACUGAAAUCGACCUGAGCAUCCUGACUCUGGGACGGUCAAGAAAGCGCAACGCAGGUGUGAAUGCCAUUCUUCAGGCUGCUGUUGACUCCUCUGUUACUCUACUCAGCGUCACUCGUGAGCUUGCCGAGCAGCUCAAGCGCGACGAGGAGACAAUCGGAGGGGGUGGUGCUAGCACACUCAAGUCGCUCAAGUGGCUUGCGCUUCAGCAUCGCUUCAACUCUCCCCUUGCUGCCUUGGCGGAGAGCGAAAUGACCGAGCAGCAACUGCAAGAUCUGCAAACAAUAGCAGAUGCAGUCAAGGAUGGUCAUCGCGUUCCUGGAGGAGAUAUCUUUGCGCUCGACUCAAACCCCAACCUCCUUACCGUCACGGACCCCGCUCCACGAAUGUCGAUCCUCUCGUCGCUCGCCAAACCAGACACAUUUUGGCCCAUCACAAGCAACGGCGUGGACGCCUCGACCCAGAACUCGGCCGAGGACGAACAAUCAUCAGAGGACGAGGAGGUCGUUACACCUCGCAAGUCUGGUCGAAGCCGCCCCGCGAAUGACUACCUCAAGAUGUCGGGGCAGACGACCAGGAAGAAGAGGAAGCCGCAGCCACAGGCCGAGGGCCAGCCACACGCCGUCAAUGGCGGGUUUGUGGACUUGUCUACCCCGCAGCCUUUCAAGGAGACCGAGACACUAUUCUCCCUGUGGCAGUCAGCGGGGAGGAACGUCAACCUCUGGGACUGGCUGGAAGGCUUCCGAGGGGAGCUCACUGGCGCGGCAAAGGAGAACGGUGACGACGAGGAGGCUCCGGCGUCCGAGCGCCGUAGCAAGCGGAAGCGAGGAGACGAUGAUGAGGACGGUGGCAAGCCCGAGCUCAGCGAGGAGGCGCAGCAGCGUCUUCACGCGGCUUUUAUCCGCUUCGUCGAGGAGGCAAGGAUGCUGGGCUUGAUAGCACUUGCGCUACGAUACAACACGUCACCCCCCGGUCCGACGUUCGUUCCCGAGCUCGAUGAGGUCAUCCUCGCUGCGCGACCCCACCCGGGCGGGUCAAGCCUGCAGCGCGGCGACCUGGUGGAGAUAGUCGGGCCGAGCGGGGCGGGGAAGAGCACGCUGUGCGCGUUCCUCCUCAUGACGACGCUGCUUCCGCGCUCCUUCCAGCUCGUGACGACACAGGGCGGCGAGGCUGUCGACGUGCCAUUAGGAGGGAGGGAUGCACACGCGUACCUCCUCUCUCCGGCCUCCCAUCCACCACUCAUGCCGCGUAUCGAGAGUGCGCUGCGCGCGCACAUCGAGACGCGGAUAGCGCACACACUCGGAGAGAAUAACCAGCGCGGCGACCUCCGCGCGCCGCUCAUCAGCGCCGCGAUCGACGAGCAGAUCACGGCGUCCCUGGCCCGGCUCUACGUCCUCCAACCUCGUCCCCGCGCCAUCGGCUGGACAUUGGCCCUGCAGCGUGUCCGCCGUCCGCCAGAUGACCACCGCACGCCCGACCUCGUCGUGUGCGACGGCUUCGCUGACGGCUUCUGGCCCGAACGGUGGGAGGAGGAGAAGGGCGACCGCCGCCGUGGACCCGGCGGCUCGCGUGUGCGCGGCCUGCCUGACGCCGGGAUGAAGGACGUCUGGGACGCCGUCACGGCCUUGCGGCGGGACACGGGCGCCGUCGUCGUGCUCACUGCGCAGGGCUUGCGGCCGAUACCCAACUCGCCCUUCUUCAAGCCCCAACUGCCAGCCCCGUACCCGUCGCCGUUUGCACCGCGCGGGGCAGAUCCAGACCCUCCAACGGCAUGGCCGCUUAAUAUCCAGCUCACCCUCCUCGGCCCGUCGAGGCCGCUGCAGUACCCCGCCGAGACGACGUUGGUGGACGCUCUGCGUUCUCGCAACCACCCCACACUUCAGGUAUUCGACGCCAUGGUCCGCGUCGUUGGAGGCAAGGGCCUGGCGGGGACUCUGGCGGGCGCCAAGUGGUCGUUUGGCGUCGCGAGCCAUGGGCUGGUUCCCUUUACUCGUGACGAGAGGUAG